Molecule: messenger RNA, 696 nt
Organism: Ilex paraguariensis (yerba mate)
Lineage: Eukaryota; Viridiplantae; Streptophyta; Magnoliopsida; Aquifoliales; Aquifoliaceae
Source: the annotation of a GenBank genome assembly
AUGCUCAAUACCAUGACCCAAGUUGUCAUAGUUCGGUUCGACUCAUCCCUAAUUAUUGCUAUUUGUGGCCCACGUGACGUGUUCUUUCAAGAACAUGAGAAUAAGAAUGAGGUGAAGAUAGAACUGAGUGAGAACAAUGAAAAUAAUGCUAGUGCAGAGAAUAGUAAUACUAGCAAUGAGAGCAACACCAAGCAAUUUGAGGAUAACCCGGCUGAUUUACCUGAGGAAGUAACAAAAGGGGACAACAAUGUGAGUUUAGCUUCUCAAGAAGAAAAAAUUUCUAAUUCCCAGGAGAACUCAGAUAUUCCAGAGAAAACCACCGAAAAAACAAUAGAGGAAAUUCAAGAGAAGCUUGAAAAGAAGAAUGAAGAAGAGAAUAAAUCAGAAGAUGCAUCAGAAAAUGAGAUGGAAAAUUUAGAAGAGAAAAAGGAAAAUGGAGGAUCAAAUCUUGAGAAGAAGGAUUCUGAAGCUGGAGGUGAAAGUAAUUUUGGUAAACAAGGAGAUUCUGAGGAGGGCCUAAUUGGAGAUAAAUCAAAUUUGGAUGAAGGGUUGGAGAAAUCGGAGGAGAAAUCAGGAAAUGAUCAGAUAGAGGAGAAUGUGGAGCAAAAGGAAGAUAAUGAGUCAGAUUCAAAUUUCACUGAGAAAAAGGAGGAUGACAAGACCAAAGAUCAGGCUUUACUGUUACGCUUUGCUUGA